AUGAGCGACUGGAUAGAGGGCAUGAGAAACGUCAAGCAGUCUGCCGCGGCUGAGGUCAUCGGCAUCAUGUCGAAGAUUCCCGAGUACUCUGACGCCAGCAUUGCUGACGUCGAUUUCAUCAUCAGCAUUGCUAGCGCUCCCCAUAGUGUCAAGAACAAACUCCUGUCCUUUCCCAAGUCUCCGUUCUUCCAACAAGCCCAGUUUUUCUUCUACAAGGAUAGAGGGGGAAACUACAUCCAAAUCGACAUUACUCCGGUGUGGCAGUCCCCCUACCUUCCAAUCUCCGCCAAGAAGCUGAACACUAUCCCACCGGGGUCGGUGCCAUAUAUCUCCCCCGUCGAUCUUCUGGUGGCGUUUAUUUCUAAGCCUGAGCAGUGGUGGAGACAGAAGCUGGGUCUCUAG
Messenger RNA from Dichotomopilus funicola, 402 nucleotides. RefSeq lists its product as uncharacterized. Bases 1 to 402 code for a protein of 133 amino acids. The record is from RefSeq and is a predicted model, not a curated record. Lineage: Eukaryota; Fungi; Ascomycota; Sordariomycetes; Sordariales; Chaetomiaceae. The transcript has 3 exons.